Molecule: messenger RNA, 2417 nt
Organism: Eriocheir sinensis (Chinese mitten crab)
Lineage: Eukaryota; Metazoa; Arthropoda; Malacostraca; Decapoda; Varunidae
Exons: 5
Coding region: 394-2055 (553 amino acids)
Biological process (GO): protein ubiquitination
Molecular function (GO): ubiquitin protein ligase activity
Source: RefSeq, a predicted model, not a curated record
UGCAAAGACCAUACAUAGAAAAUGAAGAAAAUAUCAUAAGACAAUUACUCUUCAACGAGCUAAAGAUACAAGAAUCCAAGGAAAUAGUGUAUGAGAUGUGGAAGAAAAGAGAAAGCCAACGAAAGAACAUAAUGGAAGCAGCAGCAUAAGAAGACGUGGAACAGCAUCAGGGAGGGCCGACACAAAGGCCAAGCUUCCCGACUUACACCUGCACUGACCUGACCUGUGACAUCAAGAUCAAGACCGCGCUCCCUGAAUCACCCUUGUUGGCUCUUUCUAAAACCCGCACUCUGGUCAGCACAGCAGUGACGUGACCUCCAGUGAGCCGUGCAUCCCUGCAGAAGGCGCCACAGGACACCACCGCGGCGAGGAACCAUCACAGCCACCAGCGGCAUGGAGGCUGCAGUGAAGGGGGGCGACAACCCCAAGGAAUGUCCCGUGUGCCUGACAGACUUUGAUGACACAGUGCAGCGGCCGCGCACUCUGCCCUGUGGCCACACCGUCUGCACACCGUGCAUAGGUAAACUGGAGGAGGAGAGCCGUGUUACCUGCCCACAGUGCCGUGUUAGCCAUGACGUGCCUGAGGGUGGAGAAUUCCCUGUCUCCUAUAUUGCUGAGGCCCUUAUAAGAAUGAUGAGAGAUGCCAAGGUGACUGCAGCAGCCUCACUGCCACCCACUGCCAGGAAAGGGAAAGGAGCAGCAAGGGCAGCUGGCAAGAAGAAAGUGCCGGGUCUCUCCAAGAAAAUGUGUUCCUUUCUGGAGGAACAGGAGGCCACAGUUAUGGACACCAUUGCUACCUGCCGGGAGGUUGAGUCACAGCUGCACCAGUACAAGAGGACCCUGACAGGCUGGGGCGAGCAGCAGCAGCAGCUGGAGGGCAGGCUCCAGGGACUGGUGGACCAGAGCAAGAGUGCCAGGGAGAUUGUGGAGCUGGAAAAGUCCCGAGUGACAGCCACGGAGGGGAAGGUGAAGAAGGGGAGGCAGGAGUUGCAGGCUGUGCUGGAGACAUUACGUGCCCCAGCAACAGAUCAAGAAGCAGGCUUGGCGGUGGCUGAAACAGUGCGUUGCCUUGGCGAGACGGAACAGGUGGUGGAGGAGUGCCAAGAGGGUUUCCCUGAUGCCAGUGCUGUUGCUGCUGUUUGUAAGGUGAAAAUGGCAUCUAGUGCAGCCCUGGGUGUUGCCAAGGCUGUCCAUAUGACCUUGGAAGUUACUAAAGAAGAACUGCUGCCUCAGUCAAACCCAGAAGAGGCCAAGGCCCAGUCAGACUCAGAAGAGGCCAGGCCCCAGUCAGAUCCAGAAGAGGCCAGUGCCCAGUCAGACCCAGAGUCCACUAUCAUGGGCAGACUGCAGCUCAUCUUGACACUCAGCUUGAAGGGACCUUUGCAGGCUGAGGACCUCCGCAGCUUGACACAGCCCAUCAGGAGCCUGCUGCAGGCUGGCCUGGUGUUUGCUGUCCACCAGGUGGAAGGUCAGCGCCGACAUGCAAGAAUAAGCCUUGAAGCCGGCCGGCUGUACCUCCACGCCCUGAAGGACCAGCCCCUGCCCUUGGGCGCAGCAACCCUGCAGGUGAGUAAGGUCGUGCCACCCUCCCCCCCCUGCACAGUGUUCCUGGACCUGUCCUGGCCAGGCAGCGCGGCACGGCGGGUCAAAAUCUACCUGAGCCCUGACACCCCGCGGGGCAGGCAGUUUCUGUUGCUGUGCACGGGGCAGCGCGGCCCCUCCUACCGCAACACCAGCUUGCUAGGAGUGGGGGACAAGGGACAGCCAGGAGAGUACGUGUGGGCUGGGGACUAUGAAAGUAAUGAUGGGAAGGGGGCAUCCAUGCUGCUGCCUGACCUUGAUAAGGGUGAGUACCGGAGGUCAGGCCGGCCGGGUGAUGUGGGUGCACCGAUGUGGAAUAGGCGUGGUCAGUUUGCCAUCUACACCAAGAAAGGUGGUAUGUUGUCACCUCUUGUCUUUGGUGAGGUGGUGGAAGGACUGCCCGUGGUGGUUGAGGCAGCCCAACACAGCAACACUAGGGAGGUGACUGUGGUGGACUGUGGCGUGGUGUUGUGAGGGUAAUGGCCUGCACCACCACCACCACCACCACAUCACCAACACAGCAACAUUAGGGAGGUGACUGUGGUGGACUGUGGUGUGGUGUUGUGAGGGUAAUGGCCUGCACCACCACCACCACCACUAUCACCACCACCACCAACACAACAACAUUAGGGAGGUGACUGUGGUGGACUGUGGUGUGGUGUUGUGAGGGUAAUGGCCUGCACCACCACCACCACCACUAUCACCACCACCACCAACACAACAACAUUAGGGAGGUGACUGUGGUGUGGUGUUGUGAAGAUAAUGGCCUGCACCACCACCACCACAUCACCACCACCACCACAUCACCAACACAGCAACAUUAGGGAGGUGACUGU